CGAAGCGGACUUAGACAGCAGUGGUAUCCCUCUCCUAAGUUAAGCAGUGUCAAACUGAACUGAAGUUGGGAACGAUUGGAAAUCCGCGUCAAACAAGUGUCUGUUCAGUUCCAACGAACCCUAUCUUAAAUUAAUCGUUCUAAAUAACCUGUGCUUUCGCAGAGCUGACUGAUCUCUGUGAGAUUGCAAAAACAUUCUCUAUAAAACAUUCUUGCCUACUGUUUACCGCAAAAAUGAUGAUGCACUCGUCUCAGAAGGACACAACCUACACAAAGAUAUUUGUAGGAGGUCUUCCAUAUCACACCACGGACUCCAGUCUCAGGAAAUACUUCGAAGUGUUCGGUGAUAUCGACGAGGCUGUUGUUAUAACGGACAGACAGACGGGCAAAUCCAGGGGUUAUGGAUUCGUGACGAUGGCAGACCGGGCGUCUGCGGACCGAGCCUGCAAGGACCCAAACCCCAUCAUCGACGGCCGGAAAGCCAAUGUGAACCUGGCCUACCUGGGGGCCAAGCCCAGGGUCAUGCAGCCAGGUGAGGGGAUGGACGCGCUGGCGGAGGGCUGCGCCACACGUUUAUUUCACAGCUUGGACGACCAAGGUUUCUCAUUUGGUGUUCCUCAAAUCCAUCCAGCAUUCAUCCAGAGGCCUUAUGGGAUCCCAGCCCACUAUGUCUACCCCCAGGCCUUUAUGCAGCCAAGCACCAUGGUCAUCCCUCACAGCAUGCAGUCGCCCGCCGCCACGGCCUCCGCCGCCUCCUCCCCGUACCUCGACUACACCGGAGCGGCCUACGCCCAGUACUCGGCCGCAGCCGCCAGCGCUGCGGCCGCCGCUGCCUACGAGCAUUACCCGUACGCAGCCUCCCCGGCCCCUGCGGGCUACAUGGCUGCAGCAGGGUAUGGGUAUGCGGUCCAGCAGCCUCUAGCAGCCGCAGCCACCCCGGGAGCAGCCGCAGCAGCUGCAGCCUUCGCCCAGUACCAGCCUCAGCAACUUCAGGCAGACCGCAUGCAGUAACUGACCACAACUACUACUAUUACUGAGCCUGGAUAACAGAAGAGGAGGAGGCUAUAGAGAGGAGGGAGGAGGUCAUACUCACCCCCAGGACACUACAAGGGGAGAGGUGGGGGGAGAGUGUGAGGAGGGGGGAGGGAUGAAGAGUUGAGUGGUGGUCGUCAAUCCUUGGCUUUACAACAUGCAGCGCUGCUACCAAAAGAGCCUGAAGAGAAUCAUCUCAUAACUGAAUAGAAUCGUCUCAUAACUGAAGAGAAUCGUCUCAUAACUGAAUAGAAUCGUCUCAUAACUGAAGAGAAUCAUCUCAUAACUGAAGAGAAUCGUCUCAUAACUGAAUAGAAUCGUCUCAUAACUGAAUAGAAUCGUCUCAUAACUGAAUAGAAUCAUCUCAUAACUGAAGAGAGUCGUCUCAUAACUGAAUAGAGUCGUCUCAUAACUGAAUAGAAUCGUCUCAUAACUGAAUAGAAUCGUCUCAUAACUGAAUAGAAUCAUCUCAUAACUGAAGAAAAUCAUCUCAUAACUGAAGAGAGUCGUCUCAUAACUGAAGAUAAUCAUCUCAUAACUGAAGAGAAUCGUCUCAUAACUGAAUAGAAUCGUCUCAUAACUGAAGAGAAUCAUCUCAUAACUGAAGAGAGUCAUCUCAUAACUGAAGAGAAUCAUCUCAUAACUGAAGAGAAUCAUCUCAUAACUGAAGAGAAUCAUCUCAUAACUGAAGAGAAUCAUCUCAUAACUGAAUAGAAUCAUCCCAUAACUGAAUAGAAUCGUCUCAUAACUGAAUAGAAUAGUUACUUCAUUAUUCAAAUAUCAUCAGUGUUGUCAUCACUAAAUUAUUGUUUUUUGUUGUUGUCAUUAUAUCAGAAAUAUUUAAUAUUUAUUCAUCAGGACAAAUAUCUAGAAUUAUUAUUUAAGAUAUGACCUCAUAACCAACCUUUAAGUUUAAGUUAAUAAUUUUAAGCAUAUUUAAUGUGUAGUAAAUUAAAUGUGUGAUUUUGUACAACUUUCACAAGUGCACUGAAGUCUAAUCAGGUAUUUUUCCCUCAAAUUUCUUAAACAAUGUAGAUGGUCAAACCAAAAACACACUUUUGGUCACUUUUCACCUUUUAAUACUUUUAAACCUACCUUUUGAACUAUGCAAUUUGAUAUAUAUACAGUUGAAAUCAGAAGUUUACAUAUACUUAGGUUGGAGUCAUUAAAACUUGUUUUUCAACCACUCCACAAAUUUCUUGUUAACAAACUA
Oncorhynchus kisutch (coho salmon) is the source of this 2244-nucleotide messenger RNA. RefSeq names its product RNA-binding protein 24. Gene Ontology annotation, biological process: mRNA stabilization; positive regulation of myotube differentiation; regulation of alternative mRNA splicing, via spliceosome. Lineage: Eukaryota; Metazoa; Chordata; Actinopteri; Salmoniformes; Salmonidae. Gene Ontology annotation, cellular component: nucleus; cytosol. The record is from RefSeq and is a predicted model, not a curated record. Gene Ontology annotation, molecular function: mRNA 3'-UTR binding. The transcript is spliced from 4 exons. The coding region runs from base 234 to 1010 and encodes 258 amino acids.